AUUGAAUUGGAUUUAUCAAACCCCGAUCUCUGCGCAUGUGGAAUAUAUAUCUUUGUUGGCAGCCAUGAAGGGCGACGAUAAAAGCUAUUAAAAGGAUUCCCCCAGGAGAGAAAAGGAUUCCACAGAGAGAAGACGCCAGCAAAGAUGAUCAAGUUCAGGUACAAGCGGAAGGAGCCCACCAAUGUGGUGUCACCCAUCAGCACCACCAGCACUAGUGGAGGAGCAGGAGGAGGAGGAGGACGAGGACCUCCAGGAUCAGAGUCUCCUGCCACAUCCAUGCCCGCCUCUCCACCUGCCGCUGCAGCUGCCUCACCCAAGGCCAUACCCAUACCCGGCUGCAGUCCCCUGCAUCAUCCCCAACUGGGUCACCUGAUGAUGGCCACCAAUGGAAAUGGAGGUGGUACUCUGCCCCGCAGCAGUCCCAGGAAGCUAAUGAUGCCGGACGGAGGAUUGGGUGAGAAAUCUGCCACUCUGACCAGGCAGCAGUCCAAGCCAAAGUCGGUGAGCCAUCUGGCCAAGGUAUCCAGCAGUUUGGAGUUGGCUGUUUUGGGCUAUAACAAUGGCAGCAUCAACAACCUGGCCAAUACCAAUGGAAAUGCUGAGCGAGAUCGUUGCAUCAAUGCGGUUAUUGAACUCUUCCAGCAGCUGCAGACCAGCUCAGAGCCGGCUCUUUGCCCGGAGCCACUGCGUCGUGCUCUGGCCAGUGGUCCCUUGGCGGGACGCCGCUUUCCCUUGGGCUGCCUGGGCGAUGCCGCCGAAUGCUUCGAGCUGCUCCUCCAUCGCGUCCAUUCGCACAUCUCGCCGGAUGACGGUGACUCCUGCGAGUCCUCGGCCUGCAUUGCCCAUCGACGCUUCGCCAUGCGAGUGAUCGAGCAGAGUGUCUGCAAAUGUGGAGCCAACUCCGAGCAGCUGCCCUUCACCCAGAUGGUUCACUACGUCUCCGCCUCGGCAUUGACUUCGCAGAAGAGCCUGGCCCUCCAGUCCCACCAGCAGCUGAGCUUUGGCCAACUCCUGCGGGCGGCGGGCAACAUGGGCGAUAUACGUGACUGUCCGAAUACAUGUGGAGCCAAAAUUGGCAUCUGUCGGGCUCUGCUCAAUCGUCCCGAUGUGGUAUCCAUUGGCAUUGUUUGGGACUCGGAACGUCCUGCCGCGGAUCAGGUUCAUGCCGUGCUCAAGGCCGUGGGCACCAGUCUCCGUCUGGGUGAUGUCUUCCAUCAGGUCAGCGAGCAGAGAUGGGCACAACAGACGCAGCACGAGCUGGUGGGGAUUGUAUCCUACUACGGCAAGCACUACACCACCUUUUUCUUCCACACCAAGCUCAAGGUGUGGGUGUACUUUGACGAUGCCAAUGUCAAGGAGGUGGGUCCCAGCUGGGAGGGUGUGGUGGACAAGUGCAGUCGAGGACGCUAUCAGCCGCUGCUCCUGCUCUAUGCCGUGCCCCAGCAGCCUUCGUCGUCAUCGAUCACCGGAGGAGGUCUGGAGGGAAUGCCUGCCACCACAUUACCCACACCAGUGGCUCCCACCAGUGCCUCUGUGGUGCGUCGGGCGGUGACUCCCAGUCCGGAGAAGCCCUGUUUGGGCAACACGAGGCGUGCCAUCACGCCAACGCCACUGCGAACGCCGGCCACUAAUGAUUACCAGAACCUGAGUGUCAUUCAGAAGAACAUCUUCCCCGGAUCCGAUGAGACGGAUGCCUACAUCAGUCGCAAAACCGUGGAGCAUGUCCUGAGUGCGCAGUACCAGAACCUGAGCGUGAUUCAGGACAAGAUCGGGACACAGGGACAGAUGGCAGUAGGAGGACAAGGACCAGGAUCAGGAUCAGGACAGGCAGUACAGUCCGGAGCCCUGGACAAGGAUGGCGGCUUCCUCAGUCGCAAACCCAUCGAGGCGGUGCUCAGUGCCCAGCUGGCACGUCGCCAGCAUCUUCAGCUGCAGCGUAGCCACAGUGCCGAGUCGAGUUCUGGCCAUGGCAGCCAUGGUUCCUCCUCCACCACCUCCUCCAAUGGCAGCUCACCGCCCAGCGAUGGCCUCACCAUGCCCGAGCAUCUCAAUCAGCCGCGGCGCAGGGAUUCAGGCAACUGGUCCGGGGAUAGGAACAGUGCCAGCUCCGCCAGCUCCACGACCCUGGAUAAUCCCUACCUGUAUAUGGUGGCCAAGCGAGGUGGUGUGGCUGCCGUACCGCAGAGUCCAACACGUCAUGGAUUGCCCUAUGAUCCAGGCUAUGAUUCCUUCUCGCUAAGCUCCACGGACUCGUAUCCACCGAAGCAUACGCUAAGGGAUCCUCAGCUGGCCAAGAUACCAGAGGCAGCCAUGGGUAUGCCGGCACAUGCAGGACAUCCAGGCCUUGGAGGACUUGCCGCACACAAUGGACACGGACUGGCCUUGUCCGGGGACUGCGAGAAGCUGUGUCACGAGGCCGAUCAGCUGCUGGAGAAGUCGCGGCUGGUGGAGGAGUCUCACGAUCUGGAAACCGCUUUGGUUCUUUGCAAUGCCGCCGCCGGACGGGCACGGGCUGCCAUGGAUGCACCAUACAGUAAUCCGCACACCAUGACCUUUGCCCGAAUGAAGCACAACACGUGCGUGAUGCGAGCCAGGAGCCUGCAUCGUCGCAUCCUGGUGGAGAAGGGUGCCGAAACGGAGGCCAUGCCAGAGCUGAAGCAUAUGCGGGAGGGCAGUACCAGUAGCGUGAAGCAUGUGCGCCAGAACAGCAAGGAUCGCACGCUGGACAAGGAGCAGCAGCAGCAGCAUCUGCAGCAGCAGCAGCAGCAGCAACAAUUCCAGCAGCUGCAGCAGCAAAUCCCCGCCAGCAUCGAGAUCUAUGCCACGCUGCCCAAGCGGAAGAGUCCGCUCAAGGCUCUGGCCGCCGCCUCCGCAUGCGAUGACAAUGCCAUUGAGUACGAGCAGGAGCGGGAGAAGGUCAGCGAGAAGGACAAGGAGAAGCAGGGAACACCCGGCAAGCCAGAGCGCGAGAGUCGCUCAUUGUUUGGACGCCGGGACAAGGACAAGGACAAGGACAAGGAGAAGGAGAAGCGAAGCCGGAGCGAGGAUCGCAACAAGCUCACCCGUGAGUUCUCGCUCACCGAAACACUGCUGGUCAAUGCCAAGGACACGCUGAAGAAGCACAAGGAGGACAAGGACGAGAAGAAGGAGAAGGACAAGAGCGGCAAGAAGCAGCACAAGAUCCGGCGCAAGCUUCUAAUGGGUGGCCUCAUACGCCGCAAGAAUCGCUCCAUGCCGGACCUCACCGAGGCGGAUCUCACCGAGGCCACGCACCAUCCCCACGCACAUUCCCAUCAUCAUCCGCAUUAUCCGGCCAUGGCCACCGCCGGCUCGCAGCUCCUCCUGGGCAGCUCCGUGGACGACAGCGCCGUGGGUCUGGGCAAGCACAGCCAUGGCCUGGCCCAUUCGGCCGCCAUGAGUGGCUACAUCUCCGAGGGACACUUUGACUAUCCCACGGGAGGUAAUGGCGGAGGAGCUGCUGGCCAGGCGGGAGCCGGUGCGAAUCCGAAUCCCAAUCUGGAGCGCAGCAAGCUGAUGCGCAAGAGCUUCCAUGGAAGCGGCCGUCAGCUGACCAUGGUGCCCAAGGUGGCUCCGCCGCCGCCCAUGCGCACCAGCUCCACGCUGACCCCCCAGCAGCAGCAGCAGCAGCAGCAGCAGCAGCAGCAGCAGCAGCAGUUCCACCACGAGGCCAACCUCUCCAACCUGUCCGCCAUGAGCUCCAACACUUCCAUUAGCGAGGAUUCCUGCCAGACGAUCAUCACCACCUGUGCCCAGGUCCAUUCCGAGCAGAGUCCCCUCAAGGAUCAGCUGCAGAUGCUGGGCCAGGACCUGCCCCUGCCACCGCCAAUGGAACUGCCCCCAUAUCCCAGUCCGCCGCACUCUGCCUGCCAUUCGCGGCAGGCUAGCGAGGAUUUCCCGCCGCCACCGCCACCAGAACUGGAUUUGGAGCCACUCAACCAGCAGCUUUGCCAGCUGCAGGCAUUGGAGGCGGCCAGCAAGCAGCAGCGUCAGCAGUUGGACUCCCUGGAGGGCACCACCAGCAUCCUGGCCCAGCUGCAGCAGCGCCAGCAUCUGCUCAAGCUGCGCAAGGAGCAGCAACAGCAGCAGCCGAACGGUGGCCAUCCCGCGGAUGCCACCUGGCUGAAGGAGCUGCAGGCGAAGCAGGCCAGCGAUCUGAGGGCCAUGCAGCGCAAACUGGAGGCCUCCUCGCCGUCCAGUGUCCGGGAUCUGGCGCAUCGAUUCGAGCAGACGCAGAUCCGGUCGUAUGCCUCCCAGGAGUUGCUCUCACAGCCGGCGGCCCAGCUGCGCACGCAGAUGAAUGGCCUGCCCAGCGCCAAGCUGGAUGUGGAUGAAGUAGACUCGAGGCCCAUCCUAGGACUCCACCAGCAACACCAGCAACAGCAGCAGCAACAGCAGCAGCAGCAGCAGUUGGUGUUGCCCAAGCCCAAGUAUGAGAUGAGCCAGUCGCAGAUCGCAGAGGAGAUCCGCGAAGUGGAGCUGCUCAACACGAUGGUGCAGCAGAGUCUCCAGCAGAAUCAGCCACCCAAGCGGGUCAAGAAGAAGAGUGUGUCCUUUUGCGACCAGGUGAUCCUCGUGGCCACCGCCGGCAAUGAGGAGGACGAUGACUUCAUACCGAAUCCCAUCUUGGAGCGGGUCCUACGCACCGCCCAGCAUCCCAACGAGAAAGUGAGCGGCGUCACAGCCCAAAUGAUCCAGCAGCAGCAGCAGAACAUGCUUCGGCUGCAGACAGAGGCACAACCCAGACAGCAGCAGCAGUUGCAGCAGCCACAGUUGCAGCAGCAACCAUCACCCAUGCUGGGCAGGCCAGCAGCUGCAGCUCCACCCAAUGCGGAUAUGCAGCGCUAUGUCCAGAGGAUACAGCACCACCAGGAGUUGAUUCGCCAGCAGCAGCAACAGAAGCAACAGCAGCAGCAGCAGCAGCAGCAACAUCAGAUGCAGCAGCAACAGCAGAUGCAGCAGCAACAUCGCACCAGCAUGAACGGCCUGGCCAGCCAGCAGGUGCAGCACCUACAGCAGCAGCAGCCAAUGGAUAGCCAGUACACCAGCAUGCCCAGACCCCUGCACCACAACCAGAUGCUGGCCCAGAGCUACUCCGUGCAGCUGCAGAAGCACCAGCAACUCCAGCAGCAGCAGCAGCAGCAGCAGCAACAGCAGCAGUCGCCCCAACUGAGCCUGGGCUACUUUAGCAACGGCUCUGUGGCAAUCUCGGAGCAAGUGCCCCUGCCCUCACCCUACCAGCGUGUGCCACUGCCCCAUGGCUACCCGGCAGCAGCUGGCGGUCCAGGACUUGCUCCAGGACCUGCUACCGGUGCCGGCCCAGCAACCGGACCCUAUUUCCCACUGCCCAAUGUCCAACAGCACCAGCAGCAGCAGCAGCAGCAACUCCUACAGCAGCAACAACUGUUGGCAGGGAAACCGGCCGCCAAGAAGGUGAGCUUUGAGCCAGGGACCAAGGGCGAAGCCGACUGCCUGCCACCGCCACCCCCGCCUCAGACCAAACUAGCCCUGCAGAAUGGUCUGCCCGAGGCAGCAGCAGGAGCAGCAGCAGCAGCAUCAUCGCUUAAUGGUGUUGCUCCAGCUCCAGGAUCAGCGCCAGCAUCCAUCACUGCCAUACCCACCCGCGUCUACAACAAUGCCAUUGUGAAGGCCUCGGCCAAGGCCGUCGAGUGCAAUCUGUGCCGGAAGCGGCAUGUGAUUGCGCCGGCGGUGUACUGCACCAACUGCGAGUACUACCUGCAGAUGCUCAAUCAGCGCAGGUGAUGAUCAGGAUCAGGAUCAGGAUCAGGAUCACGAUCUGCAGAUGCCUCGAUCUAGUGCAACUUUCUAGCCGUACAUGGAACCCGUUAAUCUCAAGCAACGCAAUGCUGCCACAAGGAUGUACAUAGCCAGGAUAACUUAGCCCGUAAGCCCGUAAGGAGGAGCAAAAGGAGCAACAGCUGCCGCCAGGAUAAUUGGAUUGCGAGAGAGUGGGGAACACAGUCCUUCUAUGGUCCCACAUGAGAAGUGCCCGCUGUGCCAACCCAUCCACCAAACCAGCCAUCAUCAUCCACACCCAUCCAAGCAUCUCGGUCCCCAAGCAUAUUCCCAAUCAUUCCCAACAAAAACACGGAUAUACUUGCAAGGACACUAACAUACACCCAUUGAGGCAUUCCUGGCCAGCAGUUCGCUUCCCACUAACCCUAAGUGUUUUUUUUACUGGAGAUUUGAAAUCUCCGCGAGCUCUCUUUUUUUGGGGGUAAUUUUGGAGCCACGAAAGCCCCGAAACUGGAACGAUUUUAAUCACACUUUUUUUGUGUAGUAAUAGUAUAUCCUUUUUUUCUAAGAAUCUCAGUCGCUGAGCUUCCUUGUGCGGGUUGUUGUCCAACGACACUCGCAUUCCAU
Messenger RNA from Drosophila serrata, 6402 nucleotides. It is a transcript of the gene ec, whose product is annotated as ubiquitin specific peptidase echinus. The record is from RefSeq and is a predicted model, not a curated record. Gene Ontology annotation, biological process: protein deubiquitination. Lineage: Eukaryota; Metazoa; Arthropoda; Insecta; Diptera; Drosophilidae. Gene Ontology annotation, molecular function: cysteine-type deubiquitinase activity.